Molecule: messenger RNA, 6357 nt
Organism: Lutra lutra (Eurasian river otter)
Lineage: Eukaryota; Metazoa; Chordata; Mammalia; Carnivora; Mustelidae
Gene: POU2F2
Product: POU class 2 homeobox 2
Biological process (GO): regulation of transcription by RNA polymerase II
Cellular component (GO): nucleus
Molecular function (GO): RNA polymerase II cis-regulatory region sequence-specific DNA binding; DNA-binding transcription factor activity, RNA polymerase II-specific
Source: RefSeq, a predicted model, not a curated record
UGACACAGUUGUUCCCCCAGCCCUGCGGGGCGGGCAGCAUGGUUCACUCCAGCAUGGGGGCUCCAGAAAUAAGAAUGUCUAAGCCCCUGGAGGCCGAGAAGCAAGGUCUGGACUCCCCGUCAGAGCACACAGACACUGAAAGAAAUGGACCAGACACUAACCAUCAGAACCCCCAGAAUAAAACCUCCCCGUUCUCCGUGUCCCCAACCGGCCCCAGCACCAAGGUGGGCAUUCUCUCUGGCCUCCACUUAACAUUCUGGGGUCCCGGACCCUGCCUCUCUCCCCCCCAGAUCAAGGCUGAAGACCCCAGUGGCGACUCAGCCCCAGCAGCACCCCGCCCCCCCCAGCCGGCUCAGCCACAUCUGCCCCAGGCCCAACUCAUGUUGACGGGCAGCCAGCUAGCCGGGCUCACGGCGCUGAUGCCAACUCAGCAGCAGCUCCUCCUGCAGCAAGCCCAGGCCCAGCUCCUGGCCGCCGCCGUGCAGCAAUCCAGUGCCGCCGCCGCCGCUGCUGCCGCCUCCUCCACCUCCUCCUCCUCUUCCUCCUCCUCCUCCUCUGCCUCCUCCUCGACCUCGCAGCCCCCAGCCUCCUCUGGGGGGGGUGACCUGCCACCACCACAGCCUGCCAGCCAGCCCCCCGGGACCCCGCAGCUCACCCUCUCCCAGCCCAUCCAGCUCACAGCACAGGACAUACAGCAGCUCCUCCAGCUUCAGCAGCUGGUGCUUGUCCCCGGCCACCACCUCCAGCCACCUGCUCAGUUCCUGCUGCCACAGGCCCAGCAGAGUCAGCCAGGCCUGCUACCGACGCCAAAUCUCUUCCAGCUACCUCAGCAAACCCAGGGAGCUCUUCUAACCUCCCAGCCCCGGGCCGGGCUGCCCACACAGCCCCCCAAAUGCUUGGAGCCACCAUCUCACCCCGAGGAGCCCAGUGACCUGGAGGAGCUGGAGCAGUUCGCCCGCACCUUCAAGCAACGCCGCAUCAAGCUGGGCUUCACACAGGGUGACGUGGGCCUGGCCAUGGGCAAGCUCUACGGCAACGACUUUAGCCAGACGACCAUCUCCCGUUUCGAGGCCCUCAACCUGAGCUUCAAGAACAUGUGCAAACUCAAGCCCCUUCUGGAGAAGUGGCUCAACGACGCAGAGACUAUGUCUGUGGACUCAAGCCUGCCCAGCCCCAACCAGCUGAGCAGCCCCAGCCUGGGCUUCGACGGGCUCCCCGGCCGGAGACGCAAGAAGAGGACCAGCAUCGAGACAAACGUCCGCUUCGCCUUAGAGAAGAGUUUUCUAGCGAACCAGAAGCCUACCUCAGAGGAGAUCCUGCUGAUUGCAGAGCAGCUGCACAUGGAGAAGGAAGUGAUCCGCGUCUGGUUCUGCAACCGGCGCCAGAAGGAAAAACGCAUCAACCCCUGCAGUGCAGCCCCCAUGUUGCCCAGCCCGGGGAAACCGGCCAGCUACAGCCCCCAUCUGGUCACACCCCAGGGGAGCGCCGGGACCUUGCCAUUGUCCCAAGCUUCCAGCAGUCUGAGCACAACAGUUACUACCUUAUCCUCAGCUGUGGGGACGCUCCACCCCAGCCGGACAGCCGGAGGGGGUGGGGGCGGGGGCGGGGCCGCGCCCCCCCUCAAUUCCAUCCCCUCUGUCACUCCCCCACCCCCGGCCACCACCAACAGCACAAAUCCCAGCCCUCAAGGCAGCCACUCGGCUAUCGGCUUGUCGGGCCUGAACCCCAGCACGGGAAGCACAAUGGUGGGGUUGAGCUCCGGGCUGAGUCCAGCCCUCAUGAGCAACAACCCUUUGGCCACUAUCCAAGCCCUGGCCUCUGGUGGAACCCUGCCCCUUACCAGCCUUGACGGCAGCGGGAACCUGGUGCUGGGGGCGGCUGGCGCGGCCCCGGGGAGCCCCGGCCUGGUGACCUCGCCGCUCUUCUUGAACCACGCUGGGCUGCCCCUGCUCAGCGCCCCGCCUGGCGUGGGCCUGGUCUCUGCAGCCGCUGCAGCCGUCGCGGCCUCCAUCUCCAGCAAGUCUCCGGGCCUCUCCUCAUCCUCCUCCUCGUCCUCAUCCUCGUCCUCCACUUGCAGCGAGGCGGCAGCACAGACCCCUGGAGGCCCUGGGGGGCCCGAGGCAGGGUCCAAGCCCGAGUGAGGGCCCACCUUGCCUCCCCUCCUACUCCUCUGAUCCCCACCUCAGUCCCCCCGCCUGGGAAGAGGGCGAGGAGGUCCGCGGUGGUGGCGCAGAGGGUCCUUGGAGCUGGAGUGACAAGGGAGGAAAGACCAAAAAAACAAAAAACAAAAAACAAAAAAAAAAAAACCCAACUAACCAAAAAAACAAACAAACAAAAAACAAAACAAAAGGAAGAAAGAAGGAAAGAAAGAAAAUGAAAGAAACCAACCAAGAAAAGAAACCAAAAAUAAUCGCAACAGAAACCAGCUGCCCCAAAGGAACCAGAGGUGAAAAGCAAACCAAAACCAAAAACAAAAAAAAUCCCCCACAAAACCAAACCAAAAACCAGUUGCGAGCCAGACCUCAGUGUGCUCACCCUCACCGCUACGACACCAAAUAAGAACCCCAGCCAGGGGCAGAGAAGCCUCGGCAGGGCGGACCUCUCCCCAAGCCCCUGGCUGGGGGGCCAACCCCCAACCUUGCCUCCCUCGGUGGGGGCCAGAGAAGGCAAAAGAGAAUGUGCCAGCCUCCAGCCCCAGCCCCCAGCCCUGGGCCAGCGAAGACAGGGCACAGCCUGGGGCCAACGGGUUGGGCUCAGAGCCACCCGCCAAAUGUUCUUUUCCAGAAGGUGAAAGAGAAGGGGCCUGAACAACCUUACACCAAAUAUUCAGUAGCUUCAUCCAAAGGAUGUACAGAAUUUUUAGCGUUGCGCUCAACAGAAUGUGUCCCUACCAUGUGUCCCCCUCUCCCUUGGCCCCCAGCUCUCCCCACCUGGGCAGGGGGUCUCGCUUUAACCUCCUCCCUCCCCCAGCCAGGGGAGAGCGCAGGGGCAGGCCUGGGAUGACUUUUCACCCCUCGUAUCUCCCCCUUUUCCCUUUGAAGGGUGGGCUAGGCUGUUUUGCGAAGUUCUAGCUCUCACAUGUGCCCCCCUCAACCCCAUCACUGUCCUCUGCUCUGGAAUCCACCCACCGCCCCAGCCCAGGGGAAGGUGGACGUUUCGGGCAAGAGGGAUGAGGUGAGGGCAUUUGAGUUGUCUCUUUUCCCAUCCUCGUCUGUCAGUUUCCCUGAAAAAAAAAAAAAAAUUCAUAUUCCAGUGCCUAUCCGUGGGAUCCUUCACGUUCUUUGACAUUGACCAGAAACCAAAAAGAGAACUCACCUCGCUCUUCCCACCCUGUGCCCCUCUGAUACUGGCAGAUGCCUCUUCCCCCCCACCCCACACAUGUAUACACGCACGCACCCCAGUGGUGGGGUUCCUCAAGGUGGCAUCCCCAUCAGGGUCCAUGUGGCGGGGACAGUGCCAUGACCUGUGGUCCCCAUCCGAGAGGGCGCUGUGGUGGCCACCACUCCCACGAGACCUCCCUCAAGUCUUGGCUGGACCCCAUGUUUACCCAGCCCCGGACCCGUCUCAACGGACAGAGGAGAGACGCCACUGGGAGCCACUUUGCCCUCCUGCUAUGUGGAGGCCAACAAAGUUUUGAACCAAAAACAAAACACAAAAAACAAAAAAACCAAACAAACAAUAAAUUAAAACUAGGGAAAAAAAGAAUUUAUAGAUAUAUAUAUAUUUAAGGGAAAGAAGACGAGGACUUUUCAAGAAUAAGAAGGAGCCGCGAGGUGGAGCCAAGCCCCUGCGCCAGUGGUCCAGGCCCUUGGUCCCCAAGGCGGAUGGAAGGACAGACGCUUCUUUCUCUUCACAAAUACCUCAUGGACGUCGUCUUCGGGAAAGCCGGAGGGGGAGGCUGGGGCUGGGCCUGUCCCUCAGCCAGGGCAGAUGGAAGCGGGCGGGCAGGGCUGGGAGGGGGGGGUCAGGGACAGGGGUGAAGAGCCCCAAGCUCCCUGCCCCCCAAUCCAUUGAAAAAGCUUUAAAAAAAAAAAAAAAGAACGAAACAAGGAAUAAGCAAGCAAAAAGAAUGGACAAAGGAAAACGAACAAACUUUCGGGUGGUUUGAUUCCUCCUCUGAUUUCUUUUUCUGUUCUCUUCAGUCCGUUCUCUCUCUGCUUCUCUCUCCCCAUCAUCCUUCACUCUUCUCUCGCCCCUCUCAGUCUCCCGUCUUUCUGUGUCUCUCCUCAAACCAAAGUGUUGCUGUGAAGGACGCGAGCCAUUGAAAUCAGAGGCCUGGACCCCACUGGGUGGAGCAGCGGGGAGCCCAGAGCCCCGAGCCCCAGCGGUGCCACUGGACACUCCAAGGAGAGGCGGCUGCCACCCUGGACCCCCCGAGGCCUCAGCGUUCUUUCUUUCUUGUCUCCUUUCUCCCACCCGGGAAAUGAAACUGUUGGGCUGGGCCACGGAGACAGCAGAGACUCGGCUGUUUUGGGGGUCUCGGGGUGCCUUGUCUGGGCAGCAGUGGAGCGGCUGCCCCUCCCGCCCUGGCACCGAUGGGGCCUGGCAUGCUGUCGACCCAUCCUUGCCGGAAUGUAAGCAUCUCCGCUGAACCGACUCCCUGCCCUUACCCUACCUCUGAGUUUGUCCAUGUUUAUUUCCUGAAGAGAAGGGACUGGUGAGAGGGCCUGGGCCCCAGCCCAAGGGUGGAGAGGGGGCCAAGGGCUCCUGAACAGAUAGGAAGGACAUUUGAGCAGAGCAAAAUGAAAGGAAUUACGACCAAAUACCCCUCCGAGAAGACAGGCAGCAUGGAAGGCAUGGUGGAGAUGACUCAAAAACUAUGAUUCUAGACCAAAAAAAAAACAAAAAACAAAAAACAAAAAAAAAACAAAAAAACCCACAAAAAACAAAAAAACAAACAAACAAAAAAACCCACCAAAAAACCCCACAAAAAAAAACAACAAAAGAAAAAAACAAAAAAAAAAAAAGGAAAAAAGAAGAAAAAAAGGAAAGAAAAUCCAGGAUUCACCACCACCCACUUCAUCCUGCUUCCUCCCCAUCAAGUUGGGCCACUCCACACCCCGCACCCCCUGGUGUGGGGGGAGUGGGGCAGAGAGGAGAGGAGGAAGCAGGGGCAGGGAUGGGGCCAAUGCCCUGACAUUGGUGGAGGGACCCCCGUCCAGCCGGGGGUGGGGAGGGACCCUCCCCAUCCAACCCCCAUAACUGGGAAAAGAAAAACAAGAAAAAAAAAGAAAAUUCCUGGGAGGGGAAAAAUAACCAAAUCCCAAGCUUUAACUACAGCUGUGAAACCAAAUAUUGGGAAGGGGGUGGGAGGGAGGGAGGGGCAUGUGUGCCCCAGGUCUCCCCCCUGGGCCCCCCUCCCCCGAGGACUCGAGAUAAGGCACCAAAUACCUCAUAGAACUUUAAUGUUAAAAAAAAGGAAACCAAAUAUCGUUGGCUGGGGGCCAGCCAGGGCAAGGGGCUGGGGGGCUGGAGGGAGCCAGGGUUGGGAAAGUGAUGGGGGAAUUCAUGCCCCCCACCCCGCUCUGCCCCUUCCACUCCAGUACCCCCUGUCUCGACUCCGGGAAACAAAACUAUCUCAUCGUUUUUAUUUUGUGGUCUGUAUAGAGCCUGUGUCCGUGUGUCUGUGUGUGAGCGAGAGAGUUGGGGGGCUGGGGGACUUUAUGUGGGAGAUGGGGAGGGAGACCCCAAGCUAGGCUCUGGGCUAGGUGAGAUGUCUGAGGUGGGGGGCCAGCGGCCUGGGCUAGAAAGAGAGGAAGAUGAGUGGAUUGGAGGAAGGGGGAGCCUUCUGAAAUUCUCUUCUCCCCAACACUGACCUCCUACUUGAGGGAGGGACAGAGAAUGGGUCUACCCUAAUGGUGGGCCUUUUGUGCCAAAAAAAAAAAAAAAAAAAAAAUGCCAGUAACUGAAACAUCUCUCUGUUCUCUUCUGGGAGGGUGGGGGUUGGAAUUGGGAGGGAGGGGUGGGGGUAUAAGUAGGGUUGGGUGGAGAUGGGGAACCCAAGCCCUAUAAAAGUUGGGGCUAUGAUCAGGAGGGGAGGGAAGGAUAUGAGUCUUUUUCUGUCCCCCCCCCAGCACAUCUCCUCCCUGGGGAAGCCCAAGAGAGGGUCUCCAAGCCCUGCACCCUGGGAAGACAGGCUAAGGGAUUAGCCUCUUAGGUGAUGACCUGACUAAUUUCCUUGCCCACCCAAAUCCCAGGGUGCCUCUCUCUCCCUUUAGCCCAGGGUAGGGGGAACUGAGUGAGAGAGAGAGUGAGACCGACUGAGCAAGACUGAGACACGCGGGCCCCCACUGGCCUCCAAGUGGGAAAGGCAAGUGAGAGAGAUAAAGGCCUCCAAGAGAAAAAAAAAAAAACAAA